CGGCAUUUCCAGACUGUUGCUUCGCCCGUGCAGGUUGCUUAGGUGCGGGCGAUUAAUGAUUAUGUGGAUCGUAGGGGUCCACUAUGCAACGACGGCCCGGAUCAGUCGUAGUAGUAUGUCAGCUAUGAUUGAAGCUCCUCUUGGCCAUCAACAUCAACGCUCCUCGACAAUCCACUCCUUCGUUUGACGACGGCGGCGGCAGCGGUCAAAAGAGAGAAAAGAUGAUCAUGACACCCCGAUCACGAUCACGGCCAGGGGGCAGCUGCCUCGGCUUCAUCUCGCCGCGGACAGCGACGCUGCUCCUGGCACUACUCGGCCUCGUUGCCCACCUCCAGACAUUCUCGCACCUCAAGUCGCUUCAAGAAUCGUUCCCCGACGUGCCCAAACGCCUCCCAUCGACACCCGUGCUCUCUUCUCCACCAACGUCCUCCUCGAUAUCAUCACCGUCGUCGACUUCAUCAUCGUCGUCGCCGACGCUCCUAGCAUCUGUGUCGUCUUUGUCGAACGAGGCCGCCGCAGGCUCCUACUGGUCGUCGCUGCAGGAAGACGGCCGAUGGUUCAACCUGCUGUCCACCUCAUCGCCCCGAAAUGGCAAUCCAGCAGACGAACAAAGCCAGGAUGAGGAGCGACGGAGCUGGGAGGCCGCCAAGACGCUAGCAAGGCUGAUGCGAGGGUAUGCCGCCUUGAGUGCCAUUGCCUGCGCUUUUGGCAUCUUUGGUGCCGCCAAGCAUCACCUCUUGUCGACGCGCAUCUUUGUCCUGGCUUCCUUCUUGGACGUCUUUCUUUGCGCCCUCUCGCUCCUCUCGCUCUCGCUGCUGGCCACCUAUCCCGAGGUGCGCGCACUGGCAUGCGACCAGGUGUCAUCGGGCGAGAUCCAUGCGCUUCUGGCCUUCUUCCGCGGCGGUGGCCCUCCUGCCUCGUCGUCGUCGCCGUCAUCCUCAAGGAUGGCUGCCCACAGCCUCUCUCUCGGCCCCUCGCCGCCCUCGGCCAGCAACACGGCUGCCUCGUUUGUCGACAACCUCUUCCGGCGUGCUUCUCGUGGCCAGUCGUCGGCGUCGACCGCAGACGUGGGCACCGUCUGGUGGGACGCCCUCAUGGACAAUGUCUUUGCGAGCGAAAACUGCGACGAGGUCUUUGCAACGACGGUCGUGCCCCUCAUUCUUGUCUUCAGUCUCAUCUAUCUGGCUCUUCGCAUCCACUUUCUCUUUGUCAUCCACCGCUACUACGUCUCGCUGCUCCGAGACCGGAUGGGCCUCUUUCUCUCCUCGGCCCCCACUUCGCCCCUCUCGCGAACUUCUGACGACAACGAAAAGCAAGUCGACGGCGACAAGAUGGCUUGAUGUGCUUGCUUCUCUGCUCUGCUCCACACUUCUUUCUCUGUUCUCUCACCAUGGAUUAGGAGUCACUUGAUCGGUUUUAUGGUGUACCAUUUGUAUUUAUACACAGACAGGCGCAUUGCUGCACCCUGGAUUUCACAUACACGCCC
Molecule: messenger RNA, 1486 nt
Organism: Acaromyces ingoldii
Lineage: Eukaryota; Fungi; Basidiomycota; Exobasidiomycetes; Exobasidiales; Cryptobasidiaceae
Exons: 3
Coding region: 222-1340 (372 amino acids)
Source: RefSeq, a predicted model, not a curated record